Molecule: messenger RNA, 212 nt
Organism: Ectocarpus sp. CCAP 1310/34
Lineage: Eukaryota; Phaeophyceae; Ectocarpales; Ectocarpaceae
Source: the annotation of a GenBank genome assembly
AUGCCAUUAGACUACACAACAAGGUUCUGUAGGGUACGGGUAAUGUCUGUGGGGUAUUGGAUCUGUUACAGAACCGGAGGGUAAUCUCUGUAGGGUACGGGAUGUGCUACAGAACUCACAGAAGUGUAGGGUAUUGUGGCAUGACCGUCACAGAACUCACAGAAGUGUUGGGGGUAUUGUAUACAGAACAAGAGGGUAAUCUCUGUGGGGUA